Molecule: messenger RNA, 8142 nt
Organism: Strigops habroptila (Kakapo)
Lineage: Eukaryota; Metazoa; Chordata; Aves; Psittaciformes; Psittacidae
Gene: NRG3
Product: neuregulin 3
Exons: 9
Coding region: 948-2909 (653 amino acids)
Biological process (GO): animal organ development; nervous system development; intracellular signal transduction
Molecular function (GO): chemorepellent activity
Source: RefSeq, a predicted model, not a curated record
CCUGCCUCCCCUGCGCUGCGAUAGGAAUACACAAUUGAACAGAAGCUGCAAGCUUGGCAGGAGCUGCCUUCUGCGUGCCUAUUUAUUUGCCGGAUCCGUAUUUUUUGCCGACUGGUUCAUUGCCGCCCCCUCUUCAGGGUUUCAUUUUAAUUUUUAUUUUAUUAUUAUUAUUAUUUUCGUGUGUGUGGAUUUUUAUUAUCUUUUUUUUUUUUUUUUUUUUUUUUUUCCGGGAACCCUCGCCGGAGUUUCGAUGCCGGGCCGGACUUAGAGCUGGCGCGGAGGAGCUGCGCGGAGCCGUGCCUCCUGCCCCGGGCUCCGCCCGCGGAUCGGCCUCUCUGGCCCGGCGCCGGCCGCGGAGUGGCGAGUGCGCUGCGCCGCGCGGCCGCCUCCCCGCGGAGCAGCCGAGGGAUGCUCCUGCGCCGCGGCCGGGCAUAGGUAGGAGCCGAGCGGGCGGGGGAGGGAGCGGAGGGAAGCAAGGAAGGAAGCAAGGAAAGAGGGAAAAAAAAGAUCCCCCAGCCCCGAGGGGAGAGGAAAAAGAGGAGAGACGACAAGGAGUGUGAAUGUGAAGGAAUGUGCCUGCCCACCGACGAAGCCCAGCGCUUGGGAUAAAAAAAAAAAAAAAGAAAAUAAAAAUCCAGGAGGCUGAUUCUUGCGACUUAUCACCUAGAAAAAAAAGGAAAAAAAAAAAGAGAGGAAAAAAAAACCUACGAGCGAAGAGGCUGAAGCGGGCAGCGCAAGAGGAGGGCACCCGGUGGAUGGCGCGGCCGUACCGCUGACUCCGCGGCCGCGGGAGGCUGCGCGGAACAUGCUGUGCUGGCGGCGUGACUGAGCGGGGCGCUCCCGCCGCCCGCGCCGCCCUCCCCUCCGCCCCCCUCCGCCGCAUGCCGCCGGCAGCCGCGGCGCGCUGAUGCCCCGGGGCCGCGGCGGCGCUGCGGACGGCCCCUAGGAUGAGCGAGGGGGCUGCCGGCGCCGCGGCGCCCGGAGCGGCAGAGGCGGCGGCGGCGGGGGGCCCGGGCGGGGAUGGGGCCGGGGGUCCGCCGCGGGAGCUGCGCUGCAGCGACUGCAUCGUCUGGAACCGGCAGCAGACGUGGCUGUGCGUGGUGCCCCUCUUCAUCGGCUUCAUCGGCCUGGGGCUCAGCCUCAUGCUGCUCAAGUGGAUCGUGGUGGGCUCCGUCAAGGAGUACGUCCCCACCGAGCUGAUGGACGCCAAGGGCGUGGGGCAGGACCCCUUCUUCCUCUCCAAGCCCACCACCCCGCCCCGCGGCGCGGAGACCACCGCCGCCGCCACGCCGCGGCCGCCCAGCCGCGUCAGCCCCCGCCUCACCACGAUGAGCCGGGCCCCCCCGCGGCCCCCUGGCACCCGCGGACCAGCGCGGGGCGGCCCGCGGCCCACCGCGGCGCGGCACCCCGCCGCGCCCCACACGGCGCCGCCCGCCAGCGGCCCCCCCGGCACCGCCGGCCGCGGCGCCCGCCCGCCGCCCGCCGCCCCCAGCACCCCGCCGCUGCCCGCCUGGCCCACUGCGGCACACGCUACCUCCUCCUACAAGAUCUAUGUCCACGACUCGGCGCCGUCCUGGACCUUGUCUCCCUUCCAGGAGUCAACCACCACCACGCCGGAGGCCAGCACGACCCCCAAAAUCCAUACUACAACGUAUUCCACUGAGCGAUCUGAGCACUUUAAGCCAUGCAAAGACAAGGAUCUGGCAUAUUGUCUUAAUGAAGGGGAAUGCUUUGUGAUUGAAACCCUAACAGGAUCACAUAAACACUGCCGGUGCAAAGAGGGCUACCAAGGAGUCCGCUGUGACCAAUUUUUGCCGAAAACCGACUCAAUCUUGUCAGAUCCAACAGACCAUUUAGGAAUUGAAUUCAUGGAGAGCGAAGAAGUGUACCAGCGCCAGGUGCUGUCUAUUUCCUGUAUCGUCUUUGGCAUAGUCGUAGUGGGCAUGCUUUGUGCAGCGUUCUACUUCAAAACAAAGAAACAAACAAAGCAAAUUCAUGAACAGCUGAAAGAAACACAGAAUAGGAAAACCUACAGCCUAAAUGCUUCCAGCAUGAUGGCAAAGUCAGAGUGUAUGGCACAAAGCCAAGUCCAGCUGCAAAAUUAUUCAAAAACAGAUAGGCAUCCUGGGCCUAUUCUUCACAAAGUUAUGGAGUCUAGUUUUUCAGGCCCUCAGUCUUUUCCAGAGGCCUUGUCUCCUGACAGAGGAACCCAGCCCAUCAAGCAACAUAGAAGUCUCUCUUCAUGCUGCAGCCCAGGACAAAAAAGUGGGAUGCUACAUAGAAAUGCCUUUCGGAGGACUCCUCCCUUACCUCGGGGUAGGUUCAGUGGAAUUACAGGACCAGCAUAUCAACAGCUAGAAGAGUCAAGGAUCACAGACCAGGACACAAUACCUUGUCACGGGUAUUCAUCCAGUGGUUUAAAAACUCCUCAGAAUACUUCAAUAAAUAUGCAACUGCCUUCAAGAGAGACAACCCCUUAUUUUAAUAACAUGGAUCAGAAGGACUUCAUCGGCUAUUCAUCUGCAAGAGCCAACUCUGUUCCCAUCAUCCCAUCUGUGGGCUUGGACGAAGCCUGCAUGCAAAUGCAAAAUGUUUCUGAAGUAACAGGCAUCAAAUGGUGCAAAAACUCCUAUUCAGCUGAACUUGUCAAUGUGAGUUCCCCAGUCAGUAAUUGUCUUAUAGCAGAACAACACGAAGUGAAAAUAUUGCUAGAAACUGUGCAGGAGCAGAUUCGGAUUCUGACGGACGCGAGGCGGUCGGAGGACUAUGAACUGGCAAGAGUAGAAGCAGAGAGCAGCACGAGUGAAAACACGGCCUUUCUGCCCAUGAGCCCCAUGGCCAAGUCAGAGCAAGAGGCACAAUUUGUCUUAAAAAGCGAAACGCAAAGAGACCCGGUAUUGAUCAAGUGACUUUGUGUGGGGAUUGUGGGAGGGGAAACGAGAUCUGUUCAUUUGAUGCUUUGCUAAACAGGAAGGGAGGAAAUUAAGUACAAAUUAUUUAUAUGCAUUAAUUUAAGAGCAUCUACUUAGAAGAAACCAAAUAGUCAAUCGCCCUCAUAUCAUAGUGUUUUUUAACAAAAUAUUUUUUUAAGGGAAAAGUUCCAGGAGGGGUGACGUGUGCAUCAGGUGCUUUCUAGGCAGGAUUACACAUAAAGUUUCAGUUACAGAGCGUUUUACCACGGUCCUCUUCAGCUGUCCAAAGGCUUAGGCUAUGCAUCUUUUUUUUAGUAAAGGCCAAGACCAUUCUUAGAUUCAUUUCCAGUUUCAGGGCAGUGCUGCAGCCAGCUGCUGCCCAGGGACUCAGAUCCUGGGGAGCAAGUCCCAUGACCCCACCACAGACCCAGUACCCUCUCCCCCUCUCCUCUUGGUUCCAGGUUCACACCAUGGCAAGCAGACAUCUACUUCUGAGGUCUGGUACCUACUGUGGAAUGACAAUAAAUCCCUAAAUUGAGUCAGACACUUAACUCUCAACCUUACUUUAAUGUGUCAGUCAAAGAAAGUCAAUGGAAACAUUUAGGAGCUUUGUGUUCAGCCAAGUGUGGAGUGGGAUUGGGGUCUGUAGAGAUACAGUGGUCAGGAACCUGCAGGUGCUCCAUUGCUUUGCCUGUCAGAGCAACCUUGGUGGAGAGUGAGGAAGAACAAAAAGUCCAAAUGUGUUUAUUAUGGAAGGUUUGGAUUUGAUUUGGGUUUUUUUGAGUGGGAACAAAUUCUAUUGUUCAUUAAUGACCCCUCAACAUUUCUAAACCGUUAUACUUUGAAGGCAUUUUUAAGCUCUCAAGGAGCACUUCUAAGUGUGUGUGUAUUUUUUUUAACUAAUUUUUUAUUAUGGGUUUUUCAAAGAAGAGUCAGUAAGAUCCAGAAUGAUCAAAAUCCAGCUGAUAAGUGUCCACACUGCCCUAAUUUGUUCCCACUUUCACUUCUCCAGUCACUUCAAUUAGUCAUGGCUUAGGCUUGUGAACUUUAAAGCUUCAACCCUGCAGAUGGUUCAGUAUGGGCAGACCCACAAGCAUGCACAGAUAUAAUUCUAAUUGAGCUAUAUAAGAGCAGAUGGUUUCCACCAAAUCACUCCCUGCAGGGAAUCAAGGCCUUAGAGAAGAAAUGUCAUUUCCUGGUUGCCAUAUCCCAAUCACACUAUAAGCAUUUUUUGCAUUUGCUUUCUUUUGAGUCCCUCUUCCCCCCAUAAAUUAUAACACAAUAUGCCAAUAAUACAAGGAAUUGGAUUCAGUGGCAUACACAUUACUGUUUUUAUUAGUGUUAAAAUAUCUCCUUAUUCGUGGGGAAAAGUAAAAUCAGCUAUAAUAAAUAAUUGCUAAAUAGCCUUCCCUGGUUAAUGUCAGAAGAUUGAUUAAAAAAAAAAUUUACAGUAUAUACAGAAUGUAAUAAAAUACUCCUUUGCAGCAAAUUAUUUGUUAAAUUUAUUUAUGCGCCCCAGACUUACCAGUUCACAAGUCUCAAGACUUCCCAAAAUAGCACAAUCAAUCAUGCAGUGCUGUUGUAUGUUGAGUCAGAAUAAAGCAAUAUUUUAACCUCUGUCAAGUAAAUUUGCAAAAGAAAUGCUGAAGAUGUAUGUCAUUUUUUUUGUUAAGGCAGUAAAAAAAUUACUAUUCACAGUCUUCAUUCACCAAGUCUUAUUUUGGGUUUCUUUUGAGGUUUUGGUUUUUGUUUUGGUUUGAUUUUUUAAGAUAAAGUUGAUGAAAUUGUCUUGUUUACAGAACUUUCUAUGCUGUAAUUUUUGCUGUGUAUUUUCAAUAAAAAUAUAUUUGAGGGCAAAGUAUGCUUUAUGCCCCAGGAUGGAGCCUGCCUCGUUCAGAAUUCCUUCUUCAAAGACACAGGGCCUUUGUUGUGGCCAUAAUGUGCGAUCACCGUGAAGAGUGGUCUCACCCUGACAUGUUUCUGCAAUAUGUUGUGGCUGGGCACAGUCUCACCAUGCAUGAGUUGAGCUAACUGUGCUGGCUAUGGCCCCAAGCCCACACCAAAUAAACCCUCUGAUAAAUGAGGUGUUAUUUAGGUGGGGCUCAGCUUCACGUCCCUAUAGUCAUAUGACUUUUCUGUCAACACCAUUUACAUCCAGCCAGCUCAGGACAUGAGCAAAGUGAGGUUGCCUCUGCCCAUAAGUCCUGUGAAUAUACCUGUAAUAUAAAAACUGGCUACUAUAUAAAGCUCUGAUUCAAUAAUUUGCAAAGUGUGAUCACAAUUAAUUAAUUGUUCGUCAUUAAUUUUAUCAAGAGAUGCUCUCCCUGCAAUAAAGUGCAGCAUCUUGCCUAGACAGAUGUUUCAAAAUUAGAUCUUUUCAAUCCAGAUCUAAGGUCUUUUCACCCCCAAAUCCUACCAAACUCUGCAAAUUCACCUUUGGCAACCAACAUAUUGGAAAUACACAGCAAAAUUUCUGUUGAAGAAAGAACCAUGUCAUAAGCAAUGCCUUUAUGGAGAGAAUGUGUUCACUCAGCACGCCUGAAAGACUCAGAAAGAGGGAAAGAGCAAUGUAUUUAAGAGAAUGAAAUGUUUGACUGAACGAUAGAUCUUAAAAUGGUGAGGAUAUCUUCAGUUUAUGUUAGAGAUGCGAUCUUGUACUCAGCAAAGGAUGUGUGACUGUUAUAUGUUAACUGUUCUAUUCAGUUUUCAGCAUGUUUGAAUAGAGAGACAUUAAUAUUAACCAUAUGACAGACUAGUGUAUUAUUUGUUAAGAGUAUCGCUUCAGAUCCUAUUGAAACUGUCAUUGUUCGCAGAGGAAAAGAAAAAGGUUUGAAAACAUCAAACUAGGUAGCCUUAAUGUCAUUUGUGUGUUUCUCUAAUGCACCAGUUUUCCUCCAUGGACCCUUCUAUUUUACAGUGAAUGGAACAAAAUUUUCUCUGAAGUCUGACAAUUAACUAUGUAGAGGACACAACAGAAAGUUGAACCGAAAUAGCCAAAAUGGUAGGCCGAAUUUUGCGUUACUUCUGAUCCCUAUGGUCACACUGAACUCAGUGGAUCAGAAGGGAUGUGAGUCAACGCAGUUCAUUCCUAAAAUUACAUCUGUUCCUAUUCUUGGAAACAGACUGUAAUCCCUCUAAAAGAGUCUCUGAACUCAGUAAUUUACCUGUAAUGUAAUUAAAAAUUAUAUCUGACCUAUGAAGUUCCAAGUGUAGUCUGGUGUGAAAAUUCACACAUGCAGCAUUACACUCGAGUAAACUGGGAGAACAGCUAACUAAAUAAAUUGAACUUCCUCUGAACUGAACAGAGAAAGCCUGUGUCUCUUCAGCAUAAUACUCCAGAGCAGAAUUGUGAGAGAAGUCUAUAUCCUGAUUUUUUUCUUCUGUAUAGAAUUUCUUCAAAAUAACCCUAAAAAAAAAAAUCCAGUAGAAUGAUCCCAGCAUUUGAAAUAGGAAAUGUAGGUGAGUAUGGGCACAUUUCAUAGCAUUAACCACUGGAAAAUUCUUCAGUACACCCAUGACACAAAACUGGAACAUUCUGAUUCUUGCACAGUUAAAUUUUGAUCAACAAAUGCAUCCAUGCAAAAAGAGCUCUUCAGAAUGCUUUUGGUAUCUAGCCACGCUCCCAGCUGAUGUAGUCAAUGUAGUAAUGACAGUUUAUAUUAAUAGAGGAUCACAUCCAAAAUCUCUUCUACUCAAUAUUCAAUGUAGUGUCACAAAGUUUAGUAACCUUCCACGUGGUCUAAGGACUUCUGCGCUGAUUUAUGGAGCUACCAUCAUUUUGCUCAUGAAAAUCAUACUUGUGUCAGUGUGUGAACACCCUCACUAGAAUACAGUGCAAGAUUUGUUGCCCAAAUGAUUGGUUUGUCAGGUCUGUCUUUUACAAGGGCUGAGUAUCACUGACCAGGCUCUAAAAACAAUGAACUUUCUGCCAGGUGGCUAAUUCCAGUGUUACUCAUUAGAAUCCUACAGCUUCAGGUUUCAAUUUUGAAAAAACAAUGAGAUGAUGCAUGUGCUCAUGACCAUGCAUGUGCUAGAUAUGUUCCUGAAUCAAAUGUUCAAUCAUAAGAUCAUAAGAAGAUAAUUAAUGUCUGCUUCUCAUGUAAGUAGGGAGAAAAUCUGGAUUCCUCUUCCCAAUUCAUCCCCAGCAAGGCCCACUUCUGUGCUGUCCUAUGCCUGUUUGAUUUUUUCUGAAGUCACUGAAUUUGCAAUGGUUGAGCAUCUUUAUUCAUGUUCAAUUUUACCUUGCCCUCAGAAUUUAGUAUAAUUGAUAGCCUAAUAGUUGGGACACUGAGGGUGUUCGCUGAGUAAAUUUAAGGCCUAAAACAUUCAAAAUUUUUUACAUGUACAUUUGUCUGCUUUGGGUAGCCCUUAUGGGAAAUCUUUCCCUUGAAGAAAGAUUUACGCAGCAUGUGCUACAAGGCAUUUUUCUGCCAUUCCUGCUGGUAUCAACAUUUCCAGUCUCUGAGUCAAAUGCUCUCUUCAGGUUUUCCUGGGCACUGGGACCAGAAGCCUCUGACUUCUUUCAGAGUACCAAUGACCAGAAGUCAUCUGAAGUGUCCUGAGCUAUAGCUAUACAUCAGAACACUUCUGCCUAUUAAUAGUAAAAUGUCUCCAGAGGUUAAGACCUCUCAUAUGCAUUGCAUUAAAUUAUAUAAUAAAUAUAAUGCCAAAGUUCAUAAAAUGAAAAAUUAUAUAGUAAAUAUUAUUGAUUUUAUCUAUAUCUUGCUUUGAAGGAAUAUGGAAUGAGAGCUCUCAGUUGUGUAAAUAUUUGGAAACUAAAAUACAAAUAAUAAUAAUAGAAAAGAAUACAAAGAAUAAUUAAUAUUCUAAAAUACAAAAGAGAGUUCCUUGCUUUCUCUGAAAUAAACAGUAGUAGCUAAAGGUUAUCGAGAUGUAUCAGGGAAAUGAAAAAAGACUCAUUUUAUAAGGCAUUUUAUGUCAUGCCAGUAAUAUGUAUAAGAUGGUGUUUUUAAGGAAUUCAGGCUUAGAGUUUCCAUUGCUUGACAAUAUAUUAAGAUCAUGUUUCUUUCAUAACAUAAAGCUUACUUCUAUACAGAGCUGAGGCAAGUAUCACCCACCUUAGCAUAAGCCGAACAGAAAUGCAGUAUAGGUUUCACUUUGGCUUUCUGACUCAAGUGUUAAACUCACUUCAGAUUACCUCUGAUCUCUUCCAGGAAAGAAUGAAUGAGUAUCCCUAAAAAAAAAAAAAAAAAAAAAAAAUGAAAAUAGG